Penaeus monodon (black tiger shrimp) is the source of this 6701-nucleotide messenger RNA. It is a transcript of the gene Ino80, whose product is annotated as chromatin-remodeling ATPase INO80-like. Gene Ontology annotation, molecular function: ATP hydrolysis activity; ATP-dependent chromatin remodeler activity; histone binding. Lineage: Eukaryota; Metazoa; Arthropoda; Malacostraca; Decapoda; Penaeidae. Gene Ontology annotation, cellular component: Ino80 complex. The coding region runs from base 32 to 4894 and encodes 1620 amino acids. Gene Ontology annotation, biological process: DNA repair. The record is from RefSeq and is a predicted model, not a curated record. The transcript is spliced from 33 exons.
CAUUUCCCUGUCUCCUUUGUAGGUCUUGAGCAUGGAGGAUGCAGAGUUUUCGAAGCCCCUGCACAUCCAGCGUCUAGAACAGGCACUCAAGCUCGACCCAUUUCUCAACUACGUGGAACAGGUCAUCAACCAACCCGUCAGUGAUGACACAGCAUCAGAAUCAGACGUUGAAGGAAGUAUAUCCUUGAAGAAUGGUAUAUCGCGGACAAAAGACGAGAGAGAAAAUGACAAAUCACACCUAUACAACUUUUUGGGCGUCCGUCGCAAAAGACAAUGGCUGAAGGACGUGCUGGUGUCGUCGUCCUCAUCCUCCUCUGAGACCGAGAAUGACACAGAAAAUGAGGACGGACCAGAGCUCACGCCUGCUGACCUGGAGAACAUGCUCAGGGAACACCGCCUCCGCAAGCAUCACCAGUCACACUUUUACCAGAAUGAAGAGAAUCGAGGCUACCUAUACUAUAGUGCUGGCUUGCUCUCGCGUGUUGACAAAUACCCAGAACACCAGCGAUUCAUGGCUGGGUCAAGGAGAAAAAAGAACAAAGAGAAAAAGGAGAAAGAGAAGCUAAAAAAGAAGUUAAAGAAGGAAGAGGAAGAGGAUGAACUUGAUGCAGAUAGCCCUCUUGCACAGAAUGAGGACAGCUUGCACAGCUUCCCUGAUGAUGCUUCUGAUGACCUCUCCAUACCUGUUAAGGGACGAGGGAGGGGCAGCAAGAAGGAUAAGAAGCCCAAGAAACUGGAUGCGCAGGCCCUGACCAUGCGCAGACACAAGUUAUGGGUGCUGAUGGCCAAAAAGGAGGUGGGCCGUUGCCAGAAAUCCAAGGCCUCUUUCCGCAAGGAGGUACUCCAGAACUGCAAGCGCAUGGCCACAGGGUGCAUGCGUGUGUGUAGACAGAAGGCCUUACAGAGCCAGAAAACAGUUAAAGACAAAGUGUGGAUGCUGAAGCGACUCACAAGAACUAUGCAAGGCGAAUGGAAGAAGUUUGACCGCAUCUUGAAGGAGCAGAACAGAAGAGCUGAGAGGGAGGCAGAGGAACAACGUAAAAUGGACAAGGAAAUCCUAGAGGUAAAGAGACAACAACGCAAGGUCAACUUCCUCAUCACACUGCCAGAGCUUUAUGCUCACUUCAUGAAGAACAAGAUGGGCUCGGCUUCCAUGGACGAUGAGGACACGAGCAACAUCCUCAAGCAGCUGGAGGACGAUGGGCCCAUCCCUUCUUCUUCCUCUAUAGAUGAUUAUGAUUGUGAGGCCAUGAAAGCUCAAGCACUGAAGACAGCACAGGAGGCCUAUUCCACACAGCAGGCCCGACUCAGCAUGUUCUCAAGCAUGGAGGGUGAGAGCCUGCCUAAUAUUGGGGGAUCGAAGGAGGCCAAGGAGCACCCACAGCCCACCAUCUUCAAGGGCAUUCUCAAGAGUUACCAGAUGAAGGGCAUGAACUGGCUGGCUAAUCUCUAUUACUUUGGCAUUAAUGGUAUCCUUGCUGACGAGAUGGGUCUGGGCAAGACAGUACAAUCAAUUGCCUUCCUUGCACACAUUUGUGAACAAUAUGAUACGUGGGGCCCCUUCCUGAUUAUUACCCCCGCAUCAACCCUUCACAAUUGGACAGGAGAAAUAGCCAGAUUUGUGCCAGAUUUCCAAGUGGUGCCAUACUGGGGCAACCCUGAGGAGCGCAAGAACCUCCGCAAGUUCUUUGACGGGAAGAACCUUGGCACAAGGGAGGCUAGCUUCCAUGUGGUUGUGACAAGCUACCAGAUCGUCAUCCAGGACUUUAGGUUCCUCAACCGCCUCAAGUGGAAUUACAUGGUCCUUGAUGAGGCUCAGGCCAUCAAGAGCAUCAACAGCCAGAGAUGGAAGCUCCUUCUGGGCUUCAGCUGCCGCAACCGACUGCUACUCUCAGGAACUCCCAUCCAAAACAGCAUGGCAGAGCUGUGGGCUCUCCUUCACUUCAUCAUGCCUUCCCUGUUCGACUCUCACCUGUGGUUCAAUGAAUGGUUCAGCAAGGACAUUGAAGGUCACGUAGAGAACAAAACACACGUGGACGAGAAGCACUUGAAUCGACUCCACAUGAUUCUCAAGCCAUUCAUGUUGAGAAGAGUAAAAACAGAGGUUGAGAAUGAGCUUUCAGACAAGAUUGAGAUCAUGAUGUACUGCCCACUUACCCUAAGGCAGAAGUUUCUCUACAAUGGCCUCAAGAACAAAAUCAGCAUUGACGAACUCCUACGUUCUUCUAUGGGUCCCUCAUCACAGCAAACAUCAGUCACCUCGUCACUCAUGAAUCUGGUCAUGCAGUUCAGGAAGGUGUGCAACCACCCUGAACUCCUAGAGAGACGAGAAGUGCGCUCCCCCUACACAAUGCAGCCUGAGCCUUACAACUUGCCCAAGUUGGUGUUCCGGGAUGUGUGCCUCAUCAGAGACAACCCCAGUCAACACCACUGGCUCUAUAACAAGCUGUCAGUGUUCAAUCCACACUAUAUGCAUUCUAGUUUGAAGGAGGAAGGGAAGUCAAACCGGUGUUUUUCAUUUCUUCGGUUCAUUGAUCUGAGUCCCUGUGAAGUCCAGACCUUCAAGAAAGAUCACUUGCUAACUCAGCGAUGGCUCCUCCUGCUGGCAGCAAUGCAGUAUGAGAAGAUUCGCCAGCACCGCAGCACCUGGCAGGAAAAAGACAAGCGAUCAAGUCCAGGCCUCAUGCCCGUGCGGAGGGACCACCUCAUAGUAGAUAGCAAUUUGUGCCCGGCAAGAAUAGCAUCAAGUAGAGUGCUCUCCAACCUCAUCUUUACCUCGAACACAUCCUCGGUUUAUACCUUCACGGAUCAUGUGAUUCACCAUAUGCCAGAGACGAUGAGUCACAGAAUAAUGAGAUCGAAGAAAGUGAAACCCCCGCUGAUAGAGGUCUUGUCAGAAGCCACAGAGGGAGCGGGAGCAACAGGUGAGGAGGGCAAGGCCACCGACACCCCAGAGCAAGUAACCCCGAAGGAUGACUCCACCAGCCCCUCUCAGCCUGCUGCUGGGGAGAAGUUGUCCUCACCUCCCAAGCCAGCCCACCUGGCUAAGCUUGGGAGUCCUCAAAAGGCGGGCGGGGGCUCAUCUUCCAAGUCGUCCCACAGGAGAUCGGGAGCGGGUUCCAAACACGGCUCCAAGAAGCACGGGAGCAAGAAGGACCACGGAGGCCUAGGCGGCCUCGGCGGGCUGGGCGACGGCGCGGAAGGCCUCGGCGAGGAGCUGAACCUUCUGCCGGAGGUGCCUCACGUGGAGCGGCCGAAGGAGGUGCGCCCCUGCCUGCCCACGCUGCUGCCGCCCUUCCUCAUGCACACGUGCGCCAAGGCCCAGUGCGCGGAGAAGGAGAUCGUGUGCCACGACCGGAGCGCCGCGUGGUGGCGGGUGCGGGCGGCGCGGACGGACUGCGAGGAGGGCGUGCAGUGCCUUCUCUACGGCUCGCCGGAGCUGGCGGUGGAGUGGCAGGAGCGCCGGAGUCGCCUCACCCAGGUGGAGGUGGGCGGGCUGAGGGCGAGCUACCCUGAGCUGGCGUGGAGCCAAGUCUCUUCCAGGAGGAAGAUCAACCGAAGUGUUGAAUGCAUUGACCAUUAUUCGCCAGCCUCACCUCGCCCCUCUCUCCCUGCAGACAAGCACUCCCUCAUCAUGGACGCCGGCAAGCUGUACGUCCUGGACACCCUCCUGUCGCGGCUGAAGGCGGAGGGACACCGCGUGCUCAUCUACUCGCAGAUGACCAAGAUGAUCGAUUUGUUGGAGGAGUACAUGUGGCACCGCAAGCACAAGUACAUGAGGCUGGACGGCUCCUCGAAGAUCUCGGACCGCCGCGACAUGGUGGCCGACUUCCAGACCAAGACGGACAUCUUUGUGUUCUUGCUGUCGACCCGAGCGGGAGGCGUGGGCAUCAACCUCACGGCGGCAGAUACGGUUAUCUUCUACGACUCGGACUGGAACCCGACGGUGGACCAGCAGGCCAUGGACCGCGCUCACAGGCUGGGCCAGACCAAGCAGGUCACGGUGUACAGGCUGGUUUGCAAGGCCACCAUCGAGGAGCGAAUCCUGCAGAGGGCCAGGGAGAAGAGCGAGAUCCAGCGCAUGGUGAUCAGCGGCGGCAACUUCAAGCCGGACACCCUCAAGCCCAAGGAGGUGGUCUCGCUCCUCCUCGACGACGACAUCGAGAAGCAGUACCGCGCAAGACAGCAGGAGCGAAGGAUCCUGGAAGAACACAAGAUAGAGAUAAACCGAGAGAAGAUGAGAGAGAGGAUGAGGAAGAGAUACGCAGAGAAGAAGUGGGAGCGCGAGCAGGAGGAGAAGCGGCGUCGCCUGGAGGAGGGCCUGGACGUGGGCGGCGACAGCACACCCUUCAACUCCACGCCCGCGUCGCCCGCCCACAGCGAGGUCUCCGUGACGGCGAGCCUGCUCCUGGACGACGCCAGCAACGAUGGCUCGCUCAUCGUCGACGUCGAGUCCCCCGCGCCGCCCACGCCAGUGUCCUCCUCGGCAGCGAGUCUGGGCGGCGGGUCCUCGUCCGCGCCGCCCAUCCGCGGCCAGAGAAAGCGCGGCCGCCCGAAGGGAUCGGGGCUGCGAGGGCGGCUCUCCAGGCCCUCGGAGGCGGGCGGCGGCGGCGGCGGGGGCGGCGUGAGCGGCGGCGGCGGCGGCGGCGGCGUUGGAGGCGCAUCUUCCGCUGGCUUCGGAGGGACGGGGUCGCCGGGUGGGUCGAGCGGCAACCCGGCGGGCUCCUCGGGCCCGGUGAAGCGAGGCCGAGGCCGCCCGCGCCUGCUGCCCCUGGGGCCCGGGCACCAGGGCACGCGCACGCCGCCCGCGCUCCCCCUCGCCCUCGGCACUGCGCUCAACACGCCCAAGACGGACGACACCAGCACGCCCAAGCCGUUCGGGUUCUACACCUGAGGGGCGAACCGAGAGGGAGGCGGAGGAGGAGAAGCAGGAGCGAAGGCGCCGCGCGAGAGCCUCGUCCUUCGGCCUCGGGGCGACGGAAACGCGUCGAGGGUCGACUCGUAGGUGUUGCGUUUAGUGUAGGGAGCGCCAAGCAGAGAGAGGAAGGAAGGAGGUGGCAUGGAUUUGAAAGAAGAGGAGGAGAGGAGGACGGGGACGCGAGCCCGCCGCCGCCAGGGGACCAAAGUGGACAGCCGCAAAUCGCUCGGACGUGAGUGCCAAGGAGGGCCUAGGGAGGGAGGCACUGGCACCCUCAACCCAUCCCUCUCCUCCCCCACCCCUCUCCCUAUUGCCUUCAAAAGGAGGGUCGAGGGAGGGAGGGGGCAGUGUCUCCCCAUCUCCCGUCCCCCUGCCCCCCCCCCCCUCUGUGCCUGACUGAUUCUUCCUUCAAUGAAGCGCUCGAUUUAGGCCAUAGAUUUGUUUCUUUUUUUUAAGAAUGGCGAGGACAGCGGAAGGUGCAUAAUGUAAUUCCCUGUAUAAAAUAGAUAUAUAACUUAACGAAUUCAUUGAUAAAAGGGUAAUUCUUCCAUGAGAGUUUUGGACCAAGUGUUGCUGUUCGUUAUCUUUUUAUCACUCUCCUCCUGAUAUUGAGUCCAGAUUUUCUUUUUUAGGUUAUGUCGAAGGGAUAUGACUCGUAUCUUUUAUUUAAUAUAAAAAAGGUCUUACACGCAACCUAUCUUAGAUUAUGUAUAUGUUGGGAAGAACCAAAGACAAGUGUUCUUUUUUUUUCCUCUUUUUUUUAAUUAUGAUGUAUCAAGUCGAGGUUUCGUGUACGUAUGUGUAUGUGUGUGUACAUAGAGGUAAAUCGCGGUGUGUACACGAGAGCAGCGAGCGUUUGAGACGCUGGUGGCUGCUAAUGCUCAUUUUGCUCAAUGAUUAUUUACUUUCACUCUUUUUUUUUGUGUUUUCCUCUUUUGAGUCUGCGUUCUUCCAAGGAUUUCUAUAAGCCAGUCGAGGAUUGUUUGAAAAGCAUGUAUGAUCAUUCCGUCGUUUCAUUUGUCUCUCUCCUCUCUCUCUUAAUCUCUUCCUCUUCCUCUUCUUCCUUCUUACCUCCUCUUCUUCUUUUUCGUUCACUGCAAACCAUCGAGGCAGCGUGACACGAGUGCAUUAGGUAAGCGCGCCAGUUGAGUGAACUUUGCGCGCGGAGAUUUCAACGCCGCGAGGGGAAGUUAUCCAAAUCAUUGCGAGUGUGGAGGCUCUCUGUCAGUCACUCUCGGCUUCCCUUCCUCCCCUUUCUAGAACGGAAGGAACUUUUUCUUGUAUUUAUCUUCAUUUCGGAUAAUUAUUCCUAACCGUUCCUUAGAAAUCGGAGGGACAAAAAUGGAAAAUAUGGAAGACAAGGGAGAAGGGGAUAAGAGGGAUCACUAUAAUGAAAGAGGAAAAAGAAAGAGAAGAGACUACGAAAAGGGAAAGGGAGAGACAGAGAAGAGAAGAGAGAAAAACAAACAAACAAACAGACUACAACUUCAAAAGAGAAAUCUAUUCCAGAUAGCAAAAAACACAACGCAAGCAAACAAACAAACAAAAAACGCACGUGACUUAACGAAGAGUAUAAUGUUAAGAAUGACUCGCAAUACGUAACCUUUUUCAAGACGUCCUCACGCAGGACUUCUGACUUACGUGUUUAUCAUAUCGACCAGUCUUUUUUAUGAGGGUUGCGUCCUUGUUUCGACUUCAGUGUAACAGUGUAUGUCUUUUACACCCAUUGUAUGUACCAUCGAGACUGUGAUUGUGUGAUAAAUAAAAAUAUUUGUUGAGCAAA